This is a messenger RNA of Dentiscutata erythropus, 381 nucleotides long. The record is from the annotation of a GenBank genome assembly. NCBI's taxonomy places the organism in Eukaryota, Fungi, Glomeromycota, Glomeromycetes, Diversisporales, Gigasporaceae.
AUGACUAGAUAUUUAAGAUCUGAUGCACCUCUAUUUUCUCCUGAAGAUUAUUCUUAUAUCUUACAGUGUCAUGAUAAAAAACCAAGAUAUAAAAUUAUAAAUGAAUUGAUGACUCAGUAUAAAACAUCGUCAAAACGUAUUUAUCAAAUAUGGAGAGGACAGGAACAUUCCAUUGACCCCAUGCUUAAUACGCAAAAUAAAUCUUUAGACUUAGCUUUUCAGACCAAUAUAACUGAAAUUUCACCAGUAGAAAAAAAGAAUCUGAUUACUGAAAACCUUAUUGAAUUAUGUACUGAACCACUAAUAGAUAAUGCAACACUCAAUAAGAAAUCGUCUGAUAUAAUAAGUUUUUAUUGUACUGCUUGUGGUCAUACUAAUUGA